CGGGGCGAAGUGGGAGGCGCGGGAGGUCUGCGCGAGCUUUGCUGUGCAGCGAACUGGACACCAUGUCAGGGGGCAGCAGCUGCAGCCAGACUCCAAGCCGGGCCAUCCCUGGCACUCGCAGGGUGGUCCUCAGCGAUGGCGUGCAGCUGCCGCCCGGGGACUACAGCACCACUCCCGGCGGCACGCUCUUCAGCACCACCCCGGGAGGUACCAGGAUCAUCUAUGACCGGAAAUUCUUGAUGGAAUGUAGAAACUCACCUGUGGCCAAAACACCCCCAAGGGACCUGCCCACCAUUCCUGGAGUCACCAGCCCAGCCAGUGAUGAGCCCUCCAUGGAAGCCAGCCAGAGCCAUCUGCGCAACAGUCCAGAAGAUAAGCGGGCAGGUGGUGAAGAGUCACAGUUUGAGAUGGACAUUUAAGGAACCAGCCUUGAGAUGGAGCAAUGUUUCUGGGCCCCUCAGGCCCUUCUCGAGAGAAGAGUCACACCAGCCAGGCCUUAUGAAAGUUUUUGUACUGGGCAGUCGUCGGGCUUGGGGUCUGCCACCCUGUUCCCUCACUCAGGGCACCUGCUCCCCUUUCCUCUUUGUGAACACCAGCACAUACCUCCUCAUGCCUCCAUUGAUACAGGAGCUGCUACCCUAAAGGGAAUGACUCUCUUACCCACCCAAGUGCCAGAAAGGGGUCACAGAGGAGCCCUUAUGAAAGAUCAUCUGGCGCUUCCAGCCCCAUCGUCUGGGACACACCCACCCUUUCCUUAGGUUGGGGUGCCUGGGAAAGCUCCCCUCCACUUCCCUAAGAGAGGAAAUAAAAGCCACCCUCUCCCUAGGGCCAAGAGUUGGGCCCUGUCUGA
Marmota monax (woodchuck) is the source of this 850-nucleotide messenger RNA. RefSeq names its product eukaryotic translation initiation factor 4E binding protein 1 (gene Eif4ebp1). The transcript is spliced from 3 exons. The record is from RefSeq and is a predicted model, not a curated record. The coding region runs from base 63 to 419 and encodes 118 amino acids. Gene Ontology annotation, cellular component: cytoplasm. NCBI's taxonomy places the organism in Eukaryota, Metazoa, Chordata, Mammalia, Rodentia, Sciuridae. Gene Ontology annotation, molecular function: eukaryotic initiation factor 4E binding. Gene Ontology annotation, biological process: negative regulation of translational initiation.